Carya illinoinensis is the source of this 546-nucleotide messenger RNA. Its product is annotated as S-locus-specific glycoprotein S13-like. The record is from RefSeq and is a predicted model, not a curated record. The coding region runs from base 1 to 546 and encodes 181 amino acids. The transcript has a single exon. NCBI's taxonomy places the organism in Eukaryota, Viridiplantae, Streptophyta, Magnoliopsida, Fagales, Juglandaceae.
AUGAACAGACCCUUGUCUCCCCCGGCCAAGUUUUUUUUUGAGCUGGGAUUCUUCGAUCCAGGCAACUCAAAGUGGUACCUGGGAAUAUGGUACAAGAAAAUCCCUGUUAAAACAGUUGUUUGGGUUGCAAACAAAGACAACCCACUUUCAAACUCAUCCUCCGGCACCUUCAAGAUCAGUGACCGUGGAAACAUCGUUGUCGUCGACGGUGUUGGGAGCGUACUUUGGUCGUCCAAGAAAACCCAGGAAGUUGUUAAUCCAGUUGUACAGCUUUUAGAUUCAAGAAAUCUUGUGGUCCGAGAAACGAGCGAAAUCGACCCCGAAAAGCAUCUAUGGCAGAGCUUCGAUUAUCCUACAGACACUCUAUUACCGGAUAUGAAGAUGGGGUCGAACUUCGACUCUGGUUUCGACUGGAACCUGACUUCUUGGAAGAGCUCGGAGGACCCUUCAACGGGAGACUACUCAUUCAAGUUAGAUGUCCAUGGAUUUUCGGAAAUUUUCUUGCUCAAGAAUCAAGAACCAAAGUACCGGAAAUGGCGCCUUUGA